CUGAAAACGAAAGCGCAUGAGAGUUUGCUGAAGUGACGUUUCUCUGCUUGUUUGGUUUCCUCCUCUUUCUCCUGAGUGUGUCAUGAAGCGGAGGAGCCACAGCUGCUGGAGCCGCUGAGGUUGGAGCACGUUUCCCAGCCUUUAGGAAUGCCCCAACACAACAUGGAGAGCCCCAGGCGCCAGCGGCCACAGGGGCCACAGCCGCCGUGGGUCGCCCGAGUCGCUGGGUGUCAGAGUCCGGUCUCCUCGGGGGCGGAGUCGGACACGGAGAGCAGCAGCACGGAGAGCGAGAAGUCCUGCGUGAAGAGGCUGGAGAUGGGCUCACUGAGGCUCCUGCCGUCGGCCUCGAAACUCCAGCAGCGAAUCGCUGAGAUCGACCAGCAGAAGGAGGAGCUGAAGAUUGAGCUGCAGCUGGAGAUCGCGCUGCUGCAGGGCGAGCUGCAGACGGAGAGGAAGCAGCUGCACAGACACACACAGAAGCUGCAGGCGCUACAGCAGCAGGCCGGACACAGAGAGACGCACAGACACACAAACAGACAAAAGGAGCAAGAGCGUCUGGAGGCGGAGGGCCUCAGGGUGCAGGAGCUGAGGAGGAGCUGUGAGGAGAAGGAGAAGCUGAUCCCGAGUCAGCCGGAGAGCCAGAGAGAGCAGCUGACCCUGCAGCUGCAACAGGAGAAGGAGGUGAUGGAAGCAGCCAAUCGGGCCUUCGAGGACUGGGAGUUUCGUUUUCUGGAGCAAGAGACUAGCAUCGACAUGGAGGACGAGAGCGUGGAGGAGAAAGAGACGGAGGAAAUGAAUGAAGGGCAAGUGGAGAAGGAAGUCGCGGGUCAGCAGCAUGCGGUCAGCACAGCACAGGAGCGAGUCCAGCAGCUGGAGAGGCAGCUGAAGGAGAUGGAGAGAGAGAAGGAGAGGGAGCUGACCGCCCUGAGGAGGGAGAAGAGAGAACUCGUCCACACCAAUCAAACGGUUCACAAAGAGAAGAAGCCGCUCGCCGAUUGGUCGAACAUAAACGGCUCCGCCCCCUGCAUGAUGUCACUGUCGCCUCUGACUCCUCACAAGCCCCCUCAGGAACCGUACAAAGAAUCCGCCAGUUUGCCCAGAAGACGCAGUUCGCAUCGCAACAACAGAAUCAACGACCGGCCGCUCUCUGUACAGGGGCUGUCGAGGACGCUUCCAGACACCCAGUCCCCGGGGGCUCUCGCUUCCCCCCUCUCCCCACAGCGACUCAGCAAUGGACACGGCAGACCCGGGACCAGCAACGGCGUCUCGCUCCUCACGCCGUGCAACAGUACGGCGAGCUCCCGUGCUGCCAGCCCGAAUCUGUUGGAUAUCGCUGAGAUCGAGAAAAAGCUGAGGGAAGCCAAGGUGGAGCGAGAGCGACUGCUCAGAGAGCGGGAAGAGCGACGGUGGGUGUUGUUGGAGGAGAGACGAGGGAGGGAGCUAAACUCUCCCUUAACAGAACCACCGGAGCAAGAAAGGCCAAAAAGACCAGAACCAGAACCAAAGGAGCAGCUGAUGGCCAGCUCCCCCCCAAACUCCCCAGAGCCGCGCAGCCUGCCCCUCUUCCUCUCCGCCAACUUUGACCUCCGGGCCCACGUGGAGUCCCUGGGUCACGGGGUGUCCGGCUGCGGGGACCUGCGGCUGACGCCUCGCCGCUGCGCCGGCUUCCUGACCAAGCGAGGGGGGAGGGUGAAGACCUGGAAGAAGAGGUGGUUCUCGUUCGACACGGACCACAGACGACUGGCCUACUAUACAGACUGUGAUGAGAGGAAGCUUAAAGGAGUCAUCUACUUCCAGGCAAUAGAAGAAGUUUACUACGACCAUCUACGCACAGCCACAUCCUCUCCUCGGGCUCCUCUGACGUUCUGCGUGAAGACGUACGACCGGCUCUUCUUCCUCGUGGCGUCCAACGCCGUGUCCAUGCGGAUCUGGAUGGACGUCAUCGUCACUGCAACAGACGAGCACAGCCGUUAUUGACCUCUUGCUCAUGUGACUGUUAAAAUGUGCAGCUACCGAGCACCGGAGCAGGUCUGGAAGAGAUCCACCUGCAGGGGGGGGGGCUUGUUUGGAGCUGAUGUGGAGGAAACUGUUACUGGAGGAGUGAGGCUUCGGUGGCAGUGAACCAGCUGCAGACCACACUCAGCUCUACGCACAGUGUGCACGCUGGCCGACUUGUUACUGGGAAGUUUUCACCCCCCUCUGCUGGUCACUGCUACACUACCAUGUGGAGCGGACAGAAAUUCCAGCAGCACCGGUCCACUGUAAUGAAAUCCAAGUUACAUGUCCAGAUGUUUGCGUCCUUUUGUCAGUAAUGACAGUUGUAAAUUGAAAUAUGUUGUAUUAAGUUAUUAUCCGGAGAUUUAUAUGGGUUUGAUAUGCAAAUAACUGAAGGAAUAUAAAUGCUCUAUUAAAAUGUUUUUUGUAAAAACAGUU
Molecule: messenger RNA, 2433 nt
Organism: Platichthys flesus (European flounder)
Lineage: Eukaryota; Metazoa; Chordata; Actinopteri; Pleuronectiformes; Pleuronectidae
Gene: phldb3
Product: pleckstrin homology-like domain, family B, member 3
Exons: 15
Coding region: 148-1977 (609 amino acids)
Source: RefSeq, a predicted model, not a curated record